CUAUUUCCAAUACGGAGCCGCCACUAACUUGCACGUGGUUCUACAAUGUUGAUCCCAACAUAGUCCGGCGGUUCGCACACUGGUAACGGCCGUUAACAAUUGUGAAUUAAAAGUUGUACUUCCAGAAAAGCGGAAAGCUGAAGAUGUUGAGCAGAUUGAAGCUUUAAAGAAAGCGAGACUGGAGACGAAGGCAUUAAAAGCUAAGCGUCCGGAUUCUCCGAUGAUAGAUAUGAUGAGACGUCUUACUAUUUUGAAAAUGGGUUGCGCAAAGUUUACCCCUAUUACUUCACCUUUACAACAUUUACUAAAGGACGCUGGGUAGGAGAGAAAAUAUUAGAUGUAUUUUCACGCGAAUUUCGUGCUCAUCCACCCGAGGAGUAUGAACGUAGCAUAUUAAUUGGUUCACUUAAAGUGAAUUAUGAACGCGUGCCAGUCGAUUAUAAGCUAAAGCAUAACGACUUGCUGUCGAAUACUGUGCAUCGACAUGAAGUGCCUGUUACUGACCAACAUAUUAGCAUAGUGCACAUGGACGAGGAUAUAGUUGUCAUAAACAAACCCGCAUCAAUACCUGUUCAUCCAUGCGGUAGAUAUCGUCAUAAUACUGUUGUCUUCAUUUUGGCUAAGGAAUUCAAUUUGAAAAAUUUGCGCACAAUCCAUCGUUUAGAUCGACUUACAUCUGGGUUAUUGCUUUUUGGUCGCACGCCCAAGAAAGCGAGAUUAUUGGAACAACAGAUACGAAACAGAGACGUAGAAAAGGAGUAUGUAUGUCGUGUGGAGGGAAAUUUUCCUGACGGGAUCAUUGAAUGCAAAGAACCCAUUGAAGUUGUCAGUUAUAAGAUUGGUGUCUGCAAAGUUUCACCAAAUGGCAAAGAUUCGACAUCGUUUGAGAAAAUUUGUUACAACGGCUCAACAAGUGUACUACUAUGCAAACCCUUAACUGGACGAAUGCAUCAAAUACGUGUAUUUACAAUAUUUGGCUACCCAAUUGUAAAUGACCCGCUAUAUAAUCACGAAGUAUUUGGGCCGCUCAAAGGUCGUGGUGGAGAUAUUGGAGGUAGAACCGAUGAGGAGCUGGUAAAGGAUUUGAUACAUGUACACAAUGCUGAAAAUUGGUUAGGAGUUGAUGGUGGUUUCGAUAGUGAAGGAAUGACUUUGGUAAAACAAGAAGUUAUAGGAAAUGGAGCUGGUGUGCCUGAAACUGUAACAAAUGCAAUUGAAGACACAACGCCUUCUGACAUAGUUAAUGAAAGAGACACUGAUGUAAAGACAGAGCCUGAAGAGCAACCAACCAAAGUAUCAGUUGGCACUCAAACUGGUCAUGCCCCACCCGAUACUGUGUAUAACAAAACGAAAUUAACUUUUGAUAAGCAUUGUUAUGAGUGCAAAGUACGCUUUAAAGAUCCUAAACCGAAGGACUUAAUUAUGUAUUUACAUGCAUGGAAAUAUAAAGGUCCGGGAUGGCAGUAUGAGACACCGCUACCCGAUUGGGCAGGUGAAUUUUGGAAGGAAUCGUCGGAAUAGAAAUAAUAAAAACUUCAAUUGCAAGCAGCUGUGACAUUCUGGU
Rhagoletis zephyria (snowberry fruit fly) is the source of this 1564-nucleotide messenger RNA. Its product is annotated as RNA pseudouridylate synthase domain-containing protein 2-like. Gene Ontology annotation, molecular function: pseudouridine synthase activity; RNA binding. Gene Ontology annotation, biological process: enzyme-directed rRNA pseudouridine synthesis. The record is from RefSeq and is a predicted model, not a curated record. Lineage: Eukaryota; Metazoa; Arthropoda; Insecta; Diptera; Tephritidae.